Setaria italica (foxtail millet) is the source of this 1113-nucleotide messenger RNA. RefSeq names its product ABC transporter I family member 1. The record is from RefSeq and is a predicted model, not a curated record. Gene Ontology annotation, molecular function: ATP hydrolysis activity; transmembrane transporter activity; ATP binding. Gene Ontology annotation, biological process: cytochrome complex assembly. Bases 258 to 935 code for a protein of 225 amino acids. The transcript has a single exon. NCBI's taxonomy places the organism in Eukaryota, Viridiplantae, Streptophyta, Magnoliopsida, Poales, Poaceae.
GUUGCUCGGGUUUCGGGGACCCCGUCGGGUGUCGGGCACGCGCGGGUUUCGGGGGCGGGUGCACGUUGUCAUCCGAAAUGAGGUUCGGGUUCGGGGCGAGUUUUAUUCUCCGGUUUCGGGGGCGGUUCUGCUGAAGCUCCACCUGACCCCGACCCGCCCCGUUGCCAUCCCUACCCCGGGGCCACCCACCUCGCCGCGCCCGUCCGUCCACCUCCAACCGACUGACCGGCUCCCGAGCCACCCGACCACUCGGCCAGAUGCCGCCGCUACGCCCCCCGCCGCCGCGGCUCCUGCUCAACAACGUCUCGUGCAUGCGGAACGCGCAGACGGUGCUCCGGGACAUCAACCUCAGCGUCCACGACGGCACGGCCCUCGUCCUCACCGGCGCCAACGGCUCCGGCAAGACCACCCUGCUCCGCAUGCUGGCGGGCUUCUCGCGGCCCUCGGCGGGGGAGAUCCUCUGGAACGGCCACGACGUCACCUCCUCGGGCGUGUUCCAGCAGUACAAGCUGCAGCUCAACUGGAUGUCGCUCAAGGACGCCGUCAAGGAGAAGCUCACGGUGCUGGAGAACGUGCAGUGGUUCGAGCUCCUCGAGGGGAAGGACGGCAGCAGGGCGGGCCCGGCCAUCGAGCUCAUGGGGCUCGGCAGGCUCAUGAACGAGAAGGCCAGGAUGCUCUCCAUGGGGCAGCGGAAGCGGCUGCAGCUCGCUAGGCUGCUAGCCAUCGACCGCCCGAUCUGGCUGCUGGAUGAGCCCUCCGUCGCGCUGGAUGCGGAUGGCACUAGGCUGCUCGAGUACAUCAUCGCGGAGCACCGGAAGAAGGGUGGGAUCGUGUUCGUGGCCACGCACCUGCCCAUCGAGAUUGAGGAUUCCAUGUCCCUUCGGCUUCCGCAGAGGUUCCCCCGGAGGAAGACGCUGGUUGAUCUUGUCCAUUGAUGUCAAUGUGAGCACAGGAGUUUAGCUGUAUCUCUCUAAUUCUUCUCCGGCUAUCUGUCUGAAUGCUGUUGGAGCAAUUUUGGCUGGUGCUGCGUUUGUGAUUCUAUAUUCGGGAAAACAUGGACAACAAAUUCACAAUGUUGAUAUAUGUGGAGCUGUUCUUUGUGAUCAUGGUUUU